Messenger RNA from Centruroides sculpturatus (bark scorpion), 1911 nucleotides. RefSeq names its product sorting nexin-8-like. NCBI's taxonomy places the organism in Eukaryota, Metazoa, Arthropoda, Arachnida, Scorpiones, Buthidae. Gene Ontology annotation, molecular function: phosphatidylinositol binding; protein binding. The record is from RefSeq and is a predicted model, not a curated record. Gene Ontology annotation, biological process: retrograde transport, endosome to Golgi. The coding region runs from base 99 to 1637 and encodes 512 amino acids. The transcript has 13 exons.
AAAUUUAUAAUUUAAAUUUUCGAAAUUAAUUUCUGCCACCAGAGGGAUCACGCGAUCGUUAAGGGGCGUAGUUAGAUUCCUCGUCGUACGUGCGGAAGAUGGCUGCUGAUCUGAACGUCGGUUCGGUUCCUCCCUAUUACAGAGAAGUUUACGAUAUAUUAUGCCCGAAUCAAGAGAACAAUGUGGAUCAAGACAUGUUUAUCAAGUUGUUAGUGAAAUCAAGCUUACCAAAACAAACUUUAAUUCAGAUAUGGGAACUUGUAGAUUUAAAGCAAGGUUAUUUGACGCGAAUGGGAUUGUACAAAGCAUUAGCUUUAACUGCAUUUGCUCAGCAAGGGAAGACCGUAAGUGAAAAACUCUUACAGAAUUUUUCUGGAGAAGAAUUACCGAAGCCGUCGCUCGGAGAUCUUACCGAUUUAAGAGUACUCAGCAUACAGUUAAGGCGAGAGAAAAAUCCUACUAGAUUAGGUUUAAACUAUGUAGAAAUUUGUGCUUUGGAUACUAUUAAAGUAACCGUUCUUCCAGAAAAGAAAGGUUUAUUCUUGAAACAUGUGGAAUAUGAAGUAUCUAGUCAGAGAUAUAAAUCAGUUGUUCAAAGGAGGUAUAAUGAUUUUGUUGCACUUCACGAAUUAUUAUUACAAAGAUUUCCCUACAGACUAAUCCCUCAGCUACCACCAAAAAAAGUGAUGGGAGCAGACUCGCAGUUUCUCGAAGACAGAAGAAAGGCAUUAAGAAGAUUUCUUUUACUGUUAGCUCGUCAUCCAAUAAUUUCUGAAGAUAAAAUAUUAUAUUUCUUCCUUACAUUUGUAGGAUCGGAUGUACAGCAUAAAUUAAGGGAACAAUUCAGAGGACAGCCAGAUGAAUUUUUAAUUAGUGACACAGCAAACAAUUGUAAGGAACUUGUACCAUUAGAUACGACGACACAGAGUCCACUAGUAAGAGAGCAAAUGAAACAUGUUUAUUUCAGUGUGAGACAGCUUCGAGACAUCAUGGAAAGAAUGGUAGAACGAUCAGAAGAAGCUGCAACAGACAUGCUAGUUUUUGGAAAGGAGCUUAGUUCCCUUUCCAACUGUCCAAGUCCUGGAUCAGACUGGGGAUCAGGUGGUGUCGAUACAUGGGAAACUAUAAAAAAUGGCGUGUCUAUUCUUUCACCAUUAUUUUCAACUGUUUCUAAAGCUUAUGUGGAGCAGUCUCAACAGGAAGAAGAAACAUUAGUAGAAGAACUGAAUCUCUUUUUGGAUCUUCUUUGCGCAUACAGGGAUAUGUGUGACAGAAAUGAAAACAGUGUCAUACCGGAUCAUCAAAAAGCAAUGAAUCGGGUUAUCAGAAGACAGGGAUCUGUACAAGCUCCUCCUCCUGAUGCCAUUACGCAAGCUCAGCAAAUUGAAAACCGAACGUAUUUUUUUCUACACUGUACACACAUGGAAACUCAAAUGAUUCAUGUAUAUAUGAGCAUCCUUUUGCACGUUAUACAGUCGCUUGUGAAAAUUGAAUCGAGUUGUUGCAAUCAGAUAGCAACAUUAUGGGCAAAGAUGUUACCAACUGUGGAGAGCAUUCUACCGUCGAGCAACGAAAGCAAUACAAAUUCCUCAUCUCCGACUCCCAGUCUGGGCUCUCCCAAUUAUCCUAGCAGAUAAAUACUUUAACCAUACAUUUCCUUAUUUUAUAUUUAUAAAUUAGAGAUAAUGGCAGCCCCAAUUUGAAUAGAUGUAAAAUGUUUAUUUGGAGCGGAAAAUAGGUCACAAACAUUGCAUCUAAAUUAGUGGGAAAUCUUAUCAUUCCAAGAGAGGUAUCUGAAGAUGAAAUAUUUUUGUUUAUGGAAUCAAAUCAAAAUAUAUUUUUAAUUAAAAAAAUAAAUAAAAGUACUUAGAGCCUUCUAACCCCGGGAAAGUUUUGAAAUUUGAUACGGAA